UCAAUGGCGGACAGCCUGGUUGAUUCGUCUUCUCUUGAACUCUGCUAAUCUCUCUAACUUUUGCUUUGUUUUCCAACUUUUACAUCAUCCAACCGAUCAGGUGUAUGCAAGACCCUCCUAUCUGCCACUGGACGACGUUUUGGGUGACUUCGUGAGAAUUUAGUGGCGUUUUUUCCUGCUGACCCCUGGCAUUGUUUUUGAAAACAGCGCGCGCGCGGGCUAUCCAAAUUUUUCGCGGGAAAUCAAGGAGGGCCUGGAUCACGAUCGGUGAACUUGCUUCUUGCUGAAAACUGAACGCCAAACCGAAGAGAUGUCGCAGCAAUCUGCCGUUCUGCACCUCGAGGAUGGGGCUGUCUACGAAGGGCGACUGUUCGGAGCACAGAAAAGUGUUGCCGGGGAAGUCGUGUUCCAGACUGGAAUGGUGGGGUACCCAGAAUCCCUCACCGACCCGUCCUACCGCUCCCAGAUCUUGGUCCUGACCUACCCCCUCAUCGGCAACUACGGGAUUCCCGAGGACGGUCAGGACGAGUACGGGAUCCGCAAGUGGUUUGAGUCGGCAAAGAUCCACGUGUCGGCUCUGAUCGUCGGGGAGUACUCCCAGCAGUACAGCCACUUCAGCGCACAGAAGUCCCUGUCGGACUGGCUGAAAGAAUACGACAUUCCUGCCAUUGAAGGUAUUGACACGCGUGCCCUGACCAAGAAGAUCCGUGAGAAGGGCACCAUGUUGGGGAAGGUGGUGGUUGACGGCAACGAUGUUCCAUUUGAAGACCCCAACCUGAGAAACCUGGUGGCUGAGGUGUCAUAUGAUGAGCCGCAGGAGUACAACCCGAAAGGUGAUGUGAGGAUCAUGGUGGUGGACUGUGGGCUCAAGUUCAACCAGCUCCGCUGCCUCUGCAGACGGGGUGCCAAGGCCAAGGUUGUUCCCUGGGACUACAAGUUCAACAGUGAUGAGUAUGAUGGCCUGUUCCUGAGUAACGGCCCGGGUGACCCGUCCAUGGCCACACAGACCAUACAGAACAUCCAGCGUGUCGUGAACGAGCCCAACCCCAAACCUCUGUUUGGCAUCUGCCUGGGGCACCAGCUUCUGUCCAUAGCUAUCGGUGCCAAAACCUACAAGAUGAAGUAUGGCAACCGCGGCCACAACCAGCCGUGCAUCCACUCUGGCACGGACCGGUGUUACAUCACGUCCCAGAACCACGGCUUCGCUGUUGACGCAUCCAACCUCCCCCAGGACUGGUCUAUUCUCUUCACCAACGCUAACGACAAGACCAACGAGGGUAUUGUGCACAACUCCAAGCCCUUCUACAGUGUCCAGUUCCACCCAGAGAACAUGGCAGGGCCACAGGACCUGGAGUCACUGUUUGAUGUCUUCUUGGAUGUGGUCAGAACGCACAAGAAAGGCAUGGGACAGGCAGGCCCUUGCGUAAAGGAUCGUCUGGUUGACCAUCUUGAGUACAAGGUGCCACCAUCGGUGCCUGAGAGUCGCCCCAGCAAGGUGCUGAUCCUGGGCUCAGGGGGCCUGUCUAUUGGUCAGGCCGGGGAGUUCGACUACUCUGGAUCUCAGGCCAUCAAGGCGUUGAAGGAAGAAGGUAUCCAGACGGUCCUGAUCAACCCAAACAUCGCCACAGUCCAGACCUCCAAGGGCCUGGCAGACAAGGUGUACUUCUUACCCAUCAAACCUGACUACGUCACACAGGUCAUCAAAAGUGAGCGUCCAGACGGAGUGUUGCUGACCUUCGGUGGACAGACGGCGCUGAACUGUGGCGUGGAGCUGACCAAGCAGGGCGUUUUCGAGAAGUACAACGUGCGCGUCCUUGGUACCCCGGUCUCGUCCAUCGUGAUGACUGAGGACCGCGAGAUCUUCGCCAAGAAGAUGGCUGAAAUUAAUGAGUUUGUUGCCCCCAGCGAGGCAGCAUACUCUGUGGACCAGACUGUCGAAGCUGCAGAGCGCUUAGGCUACCCCGUCAUGGUGCGAGCAGCCUACGCCUUGGGCGGGCUGGGCUCAGGGUUUGCCAACAACAGAGGAGAACUGACCAAGCUGGCUACGGCGGCCUUCGCUCACACAAACCAAGUCCUGGUGGACAAGUCGCUCAAAGGCUGGAAGGAGGUGGAGUAUGAGGUGGUCAGGGAUGGCUUCGACAACUGCAUCACGGUUUGUAACAUGGAGAAUGUGGACCCGCUGGGGAUCCAUACGGGAGAGUCCAUUGUCGUGGCUCCCAGUCAGACCCUGUCCAACAAGGACUACAACAUGCUGAGGACGACGGCUAUCAAGGUCAUCCGCCAUCUGGGGGUGGUGGGGGAGUGUAACAUCCAGUAUGCACUCAACCCGGAGAACGAACAGUUCUACAUCAUCGAGGUGAAUGCCCGUCUGUCCAGAAGCUCUGCCCUGGCCAGUAAGGCCACAGGUUACCCGCUGGCUUACGUGGCGGCCAAGCUGGCCCUGGGUAUCCCCCUCCCCGAGCUGAAGAACUCCGUCACAGGCUGCACCACGGCCAACUUUGAGCCCAGUCUGGACUACUGCGUGGUCAAGAUCCCACGCUGGGACCUGAGGAAGUUCAACCGAGUCAGCAAAAAUAUUGGCAGCUCCAUGAAGAGUGUAGGAGAGGUGAUGGCAGUGGGACGGCGGUUUGAGGAGGCCUUCCAGAAGGCUCUGCGCAUGAUGGAUGAAAACUGCCUCGGCUUCGACACAAACCACAGCCUGAUCGACCUGGAACUGUCAGAUCUAGAUAAGGAGCUGGUCAGUCCCACAGACCAGAGGAUCUUUAUGGUGGCCAAGGCCAUCGCAGCCGGCUACACCAUCGACCGUCUGUACAACCUGACUCGCAUCGACAAGUGGUUCCUCUACAAGUUCAAGAACAUCGUGGACUGUGCUCAGACAAUGCAGAAGUUCUGCACAAAGGCCAAUAUGCUGGACAAGGACAUCCUGCUUCAAGCCAAACAGCUGGGCUACUGUGACAAACAGAUCGCUGCCUGUAUUGAAAGCACUGAGCUGGCCGUGAGGAAAGCCCGUCAGCAGUAUGGCGUUGUACCGAGUAUAAAGCAGAUAGACACGGUGGCUGCAGAAUGGCCGGCCUCUACAAACUACCUGUACCUGACCUACAACGGCUCUGCCAGCGACCUGGACUUCCCCGGAGGUUACAUCAUGGUGAUCGGGUCGGGCGUGUACCGUAUCGGCAGCUCCGUGGAGUUCGACUGGUGCGCUGUGGGAUGUAUACGCGAGCUGAGGAAGCUUGGCUUCAAAACCAUCAUGGUGAACUACAACCCUGAGACAGUGAGCACAGACUACGACAUGUGUGACAGGCUCUACUUUGACGAGAUCACUUUUGAGACUGUGAUGGACAUCUAUGAGUUUGAGGACCCAGAAGGCAUCAUCCUGUGUAUGGGAGGACAGCUGCCCAACAACAUUGCCAUGGAUCUGCACAGGCAACAGGCCCGGAUCCUGGGUACAUCGCCAGAAGGCAUUGACAACGCAGAGAACAGGUUCAAGUUCUCCCGUAUGCUGGACAACAUCGGAAUCGAACAGCCCCAGUGGAAGGAACUGACAGACAUGGACACUGCUCGUGAGUUCUGUGAGAAGGUUGGGUACCCGUGCCUGGUGCGACCGUCCUACGUGCUGAGCGGUGCGGCCAUGAACGUGGCCCACUCCGCACACGAGCUGGAGGACUACCUCAACAACGCUGUGUCCUUUUCCAGGGAACACCCUGUCGUCAUCUCCAAGUUCAUCCUGGAGGCCAAGGAAAUUGAUGUUGAUGCGGUGGCCAGAGAUGGAGAGGUCCUGGCUAUCGCUGUGUCUGAACAUGUGGAGAACGCAGGUGUCCACUCCGGAGACGCCACGCUGGUGACCCCACCUCAGGACUUGAAUGAAGAGACCCUGCGUAAGAUCCAUGCCAUCGUGCUGGCCAUUGGGCGAGAGCUGGAGGUGACCGGGCCAUACAACAUGCAGCUCAUCGCAAAGGACAACCAGCUGAAGGUGAUCGAGUGCAACCUCCGCGUGUCUCGCUCCUUCCCCUUCGUCUCUAAGACCCUCGGACACGACUUCAUCGCCAUGGCAACACAGAUCAUCAUGAACCAGCCCGUCGAGCCGGUCGAGCUGAACGGGACUGGGAAAGUCGGCGUGAAGGUUCCACAGUUCUCGUUCUCGCGGCUGGCCGGUGCUGACGCCCUGCUUGGCGUGGAGAUGGCGAGUACGGGCGAGGUGGCGUGCUUCGGCGAGAACCGCUACUCCGCGUACCUGAAGGCCAUGCUGAGCACCGGCUUCCGCAUCCCCCGCAAGAACAUCCUGCUGUCCAUCGGCAGCUACAAGAACAAGAACGAGCUCCUGCCUGCCGUGCGGACCCUGGAGAACCUGAAGUACAAGCUGUUCGCCAGCAUGGGUACUGCUGACUUCUACAGCGAACAUGGCAUACAGAUCACUCCCAUCGAAUGGCCAUUUGAAGAUGGAGAAGGAGGCAACACUCUCAGUGCCAAGGGUGAGAAGGAGCCCAACAUCGCUGACUACCUGGCCGAGAACAUGUUUGACCUGGUCAUCAACCUUCCCAUGAGGAGCGGCGGGUAUCGCCGUGUGUCGUCCUUCGUCACACAGGGCUACCGCACGCGGCGCAUGGCUGUCGACUUCUCCGUGCCGCUUAUCACCGACGUCAAGUGUGCCAAGAUGUUUGUGGAGGCUCUGCGUAAGGUCGGUGGAAAGCCUCAAAUGAAGACACACAUUGACUGUAUGACCUCCCAGAAGCUGGUCAAGCUACCAGGUCUGAUUGACGUCCAUGUCCACGUGAGGGAGCCAGGCGCGACUCACAAGGAGGACUUCUCCUCGUGCACGGCCGCGGCCCUGGCUGGCGGAGUAACCAUGAUCCUCUGCAUGCCCAACACUUCACCACCAACCACAGACCAGGCUUCUCUCGCUCUCACACAAAAGCUUGCCCGACUGAAUGCCAGGUGUGACUACGGUCUGUACGUUGGAGCGGGAACAGACAACGCCGACCUGCUGCCUCCGUUGGGAAACUCCGCCAUUGCCAUGAAGAUGUACCUGAACCAGACAUUCGGACCCCUCAGGCUGGAUGACAUCACACAGUGGAUGCAGCACUUUGAGAAGUGGCCGAAGCACCUGCCCAUCGUGUGCCACGCCGAGGGCCAGACCAUGGCCGCUGCCAUCCUCAUGGCCGAGUUCUACAAGAGGUCCAUCCACAUCGCUCAUGUGGCCAAGAGGGAAGAGAUCAUGGUGAUCCGCCAAGCCAAGGACCGAGGGAUGCAGGUGACCUGCGAGGUUGCGCCCCACCACCUGUUCCUGACCCAGGAUGACCUGGAGGCCAUAGGUCACGCCAGGGGUCAGGUCAAGCCCCCCAUCCAGACCAAGGAGGACCAAGAUGCAUUGUGGGAAAACAUGGACAUCAUCGACUGCUUUGCAACUGACCAUGCUCCCCACAGUGUUGAGGAGAAGGAGGGCCCCAAGCCUCCUCCCGGCUACCCUGGACUGGAGACUAUGCUGCCGCUCCUGCUGACUGCUGUGACUGAUGGCCGAAUCACCAUGGAAGACCUGAUUGCCAAACUGUACCACAAUCCCCGGCGGAUCUUCAACCUCCCUGAGCAGAAGGACACCUACAUCGAGGUGGACCUGGACUCGGAGUGGACCAUCCCCAAGUACAUGAAGUUCACCAAGUCCAAGUGGACGCCCUUCGCUGGGAUGAAGGUCCGCGGGGCGAUCCGGAGGGUGGUGGUGCGAGGGGAGGUGGCCUACGUGGACGGACAGGUGUUAGUACCUCCAGGGUUUGGCCAGGACGUGCGCUCGCAGGCUGAUGCAGUCGUGUUCGCCAAGCCCACAGCUCCUGCCCCGAAGAAAGAUGUGAAGGGAGUCGCUGGGACAGAAAAGCUGGUCCCACACGCAGACUCCAAUCUUGUCAAUCUUACAGCAAACCAGCCAGUACCAGUGCCUGUGCCACACAUCGCUGGGGGAGAGCCAGCCCCACCCACCAUCCUGUCUGCUCCCCCCAGCCCUCGCAAGGUCCAGCCGCAACGUGAGCAGUUCCAGCUCCCCCCGCGGGUUCGCAGGAUGUCUGAGCGGGAGAUGCACACAGACGAUGUGCUACCCUUCCCUGCUGUGGACCGCCUGAAUGCCCCUACCAUUCCCGCCAUUCGAGAGCGAAUACGCCAUCUAUCCGAGAGCUCGAUGAAAGGUGGUGAGAGAAUUCGCCAUCUGUCUGAGAGCUCUAUGAAAAGUGAGGGCACCCCUCCCUCGGCGGAGAACCAGAUCGUGGGUGUGCGUGGGAUCAGCAUGACCCCCCCGUCUGUCGGCAGCACCCCCCAGCCCAUCCCCCUCCCCAUCAGCAGCUCCACUCACGGCUUCGUCGGCCUGCACGUCCUCACAGCUACAAGGUUCAACAAGGAACAGCUGCACCACCUGUUCAACGUGGCCCACAACAUGCGGACCAUGGUGCAGAAGGACAGACCACUGGACGGCCUGCUCAAGGGUAAGGUGAUGGCGAGUCUGUUCUACGAGGUCAGCACGCGGACCAGCAGCUCCUUCCUGGCCGCCAUGCAGCGUCUGGGCGGGACGGUCAUCCAGCUGGACGAGAGCAGCUCCUCCCACCAGAAGGGAGAGUCUCUCUCAGACACAGUACAGGUGAUGUGUGGCUACAGUGACGUGGUGGUCAUCAGGCACCCCAAGCCUGGAGCACUGGAGGUUGCGUCCAGGAACUGCCGUAAGCCGAUCAUCAACGCCGGUGACGGGACGGGAGAACACCCGACCCAGGCCCUGCUGGACGUCUUCACCAUCAGGGAGGAACUCGGCACGGUCAACGGCAUGACGGUGACGAUGGUGGGAGACCUGAAGCACGGCCGGACUGUCCACUCCCUGGCCAGGCUGCUGACCCUCUACAGGGUCAACCUGGUCUACGUCGCCCCCAAGGGUCUGGAGAUGCCUCAGGAGGUGGUGGACUACGUCUCUGCACGCGGCAUUCCACAGUCCACCUACAGCAGUCUGGAGGACGCCCUUCCUGAGACAGACGUGCUGUACAUGACCCGCAUACAGAAGGAAAGGUUUGCCACGCCUGAGGAGUACGAGAGGAGCUGUGGCCAGUUUGUGGUGACACCUCACAUCAUGACUAAGGCGAAGAAGAAGAUGGUUCUGAUGCACCCACUACCCAGGGUCUUUGAAAUCAGUCCUGAGGUGGACACAGACCCGCGUGCAGCGUACUUCCGCCAGGCUGAGUGCGGCAUGUACGUCAGGAUGGCGCUCCUCGCUCUGGUCCUGGGGCGGGUCUGAUCCUGCUGAACCAAGUCUGCCGUCAUGUACCUUCUCUCCAAACAACUGCCCUCAUGCAAUGUUUCAGUACUAUUUUUAUAGCAUAUUACAUGUAUAUCCAAGUAUUGCCGAUGUAACAGUUACUGUCAAGAUUAUAAUGGACUCACUGUAUACACAUAUUUCAGAUUGACUUACAGGAUACUUCAGGACACCUAAAUGUGACCUGAAUUGUCUGUUGUUUUACCUCUUGGAGCUGAGAUGUCAAAGAUAUUUAUUCUUUCCUUUCUUUACUUCCCAGUUUGAUAUGUCUUAAAUACAUUUACCUUGAUAUACAAUAUAUAUGAACAGUCAAGGUUUAUCAACAAUGUAGCAGAGUAUUGGUUUACUUAUUCUUUUAUCUCUUUACAAUUUAAUGACUUGUCUGAGUGUUUGAUAACAUUCAUAGACUUCAGGUUGCAUCAAGAUAGAAGUUUGUGUUAAACACAUUCCAGAUGGAGACCAAGGAAUCUCUAAGUUGUGUUGCUUACAAUGUGCCAUACAGGAGCUGAAUAUUGGUUCUACAUGCAGCAUGUAGAAGACCACUGAUGAACUAUAACAACUUCAAUCAAAGCAACUUUUACAAACUUAACAUGAUGAAAGAACUUUCAAAUGGCAAAGCAAUCGUGGACAGUAAAUGUUACUUUUAAAAAAUGCAUGCAUCCUCGAGAAAGUCAUGUACUUGCGGGACAGCCGGUUGUCAGAUAGAAGCACAAAUGAAGCCGCUUGUGCCUGAGUUGGGAAACACAAUUUAGAUGUACACAUGGAUGAAUGAUGUAUUCGUGAACUAGAGACCAAAGGCCUUCAGACCUUGUGCUAUUGUACUUAUCUUUUCCUGAGUAACCUUGUAAUCCUUGUACUGGCUUUUUCACAGAUUACUUUACUACUUUACCUGUGUACUCAAUUCUGUAAUGAGUUUAUAUGUAAUGCACCAGUGGACACUCGUUAUGUGUGGAUUAUCAGGAUUUAAACUGGAAGGACCCUGUUCGUGUUUCAACCUUAAAUUUAACUUCACGAGUGCAUAUGUAGUUAAGACACAUUGUAAUUCAUGUAGAACUUAUAAUACAUGUAGAAUAUGAUUUGUGCAUUAUGAAUGUAAUGGGAAUGUGGAGAUUGAUCAGGUUGGAAGGAUGAAAUGUUCUCAAGAGUAUAUCAUAUCUGGACAAGUAGCAAAAGAGGAUCCGGUGUGUACUUGUGGUAGAUGAGAAUAAACUAAAAAAGAAAGACCAA
This is a messenger RNA of Branchiostoma belcheri (Belcher's lancelet), 8500 nucleotides long. RefSeq names its product CAD protein-like. The transcript has 47 exons. Gene Ontology annotation, molecular function: aspartate carbamoyltransferase activity; carbamoyl-phosphate synthase (glutamine-hydrolyzing) activity; metal ion binding. The record is from RefSeq and is a predicted model, not a curated record. Gene Ontology annotation, cellular component: cytosol; cytoplasm. Bases 311 to 7255 code for a protein of 2314 amino acids. Lineage: Eukaryota; Metazoa; Chordata; Leptocardii; Amphioxiformes; Branchiostomatidae. Gene Ontology annotation, biological process: UTP biosynthetic process; 'de novo' pyrimidine nucleobase biosynthetic process; L-citrulline biosynthetic process.